AUGGCCAUCUCUGAGCUCACUUGCAUCUACUCUGCCCUCUUCCUUCCCAGCAAUGAGGUUACAGUCACUGAGGAGAAAAUCAAUGCCCUCAUUAAAGCAACAGGUGAAAAUGUUGAACCAUUCUGGCCUGGAUUAUUUGCAAAGCCCCUGUCCAGUGUAAACAUUGCCAGUCUAACCUGCAAUGCAGGAGUUGGUGGACCUGCCCCAGCAGCUGGUGGUCCUGCCCUAGUUGGAGGGGCUGCUCCUGUUAGCACAGCUGCCCCAGCUGAGGAGAAGAAUAAACAGGAAGUAAAAAAGAAGAAUCCAAUGAGGCUGAUGAUGAUAUGGCCUUUGGUCUGUUUGACUAAAUAUUUUUUGUAA
Molecule: messenger RNA, 360 nt
Organism: Trichosurus vulpecula (common brushtail)
Lineage: Eukaryota; Metazoa; Chordata; Mammalia; Diprotodontia; Phalangeridae
Product: 60S acidic ribosomal protein P1-like
Exons: 1
Coding region: 1-360 (119 amino acids)
Biological process (GO): cytoplasmic translation
Cellular component (GO): cytosolic large ribosomal subunit
Molecular function (GO): structural constituent of ribosome; ribonucleoprotein complex binding; protein kinase activator activity
Source: RefSeq, a predicted model, not a curated record